UCGUGUAUGUUUUCUUUUCCUUUUUUAUAAAUAAUAUCAAAAGAUGCACUUGUUAAAUGGAAAUUGAUAUAUUUGACAAUUUGCGUGGUAUUGGUACACAAAUUAUUGAAUAAAUAAAUAAGUACACCCAACUCUUUUUUUACACGGUAGAUACGUUCCUCAGAAAUCCGUGUAAAAAAAGAGGCAUUUCCUAUAGUAAAAUGGGGUAUACGUUCCAUGUCAUCUCAAAACCGUGUAAGAUGAAAUAAAAAACUAUAUUUACUUCGAAAAACCGUGUAAAAAAUGUUGAAAACUAUAAAAUUUCAGAUAUGCAUACAAAUUGUAUGUUCAUAUGGCAUUAUAUUGAGCAUUAAAACUUAAAAUAUAAUACAUAAUUCAUACAGGUGAAAAAUUGGUAGAUUAAGCAAAAAACAAAAGAAAUCUGUUAAUCCAGAAUUAAGAACAGAAAAAUUAGAAUAGAACUAAAGAAAAAAUAAUUACAUAGCUACAUAAUUAUUCGUCACUACUUGAUAACAAGCGCAAUUGUUUGCGACGAACUGGACUAAAGUCGGUAUCUAUUUCAGCAAUGUAAAUACCAUGCGAACAAAAUGUGUAGGUCAGAGUUAUCGAAUAAGCGGAUUUCUCAGCUACUACUAUGUAUGCUCAUUUCAGCAAUGGUGCUAAGUGUGGUAAAAACAAACAUUAUUACAAGACAGUGACUUUAUUGAAAGCUUUGCUAAAGUCAGUAAAUAUAACAUCUGUUUGCUUAUGCUCCCUAAAACCCAAUGGUACAUGGUUCACAAAUUCAUGCAGACCUCCUUUUACGAAAAACAAAGAAACAAUUGAAGCAAAAUACAUCGUGGGAACAAGAAAUUAAUGCAUCUAAUGUAAACAGUUUCGAACUUCCCGUUGGCUUUAUAGCGCAAUUUUUUUUCCAAUAAUAACAGCAACAGUAAUGGUUAAAAUCUUCAAACUUCCGUUUGACUUUACUUCUCAUAUAUUGGUGAUGGUGUGUGAGGUACCAUAAUGAAACUCAGAGAGCAUCUUCUUCCGUACGUGGUGACGCCUAAAAGACAUAAAAUCAGUUCAAUACCUCUCCUAUCUCCCAUAUACCUAAAUAGGUAUUACACCGGCUUCAAACUUAGCCCUUCCUUAUUUGUUUAUUCAUAGAAUAAAUAAAAUAUAAUACAUAAAAAUAUGUAUAAUUGCAAUUUUUGACCACCGUACAUAUGUGUAUACCCAUAGAGAGUUAAUGUCAUACUAGUAGUAGUUAAUAGUAUAUGUAUACUGUUAUCAGUACUAGCAGAAUUUGGAGUGGCCUAACAAAACCGGAUAAAAAUAUACUUAUGCAUUGGUUUCAGUACAUAGUAGUAAUGAAAGUUGUAUUUUGUCAUACUGAUGUUCAGUCAUAUUCAAGUAAGCAGUGGAGGUGGACGUAAAAUGGAUUCAAGUGGCAUAGUUCCGGACAUUAUUGACAAUAAGCCUAAAGGUUUACUGCAGGUUAAUUAUCCAAGUGGUGCUAAAGUAGAAUCUGGUAAGGAAUUGACUCCCACUCAGGUGAAGGAUCAACCCACAGUCAGUUGGGAGGCGGAAGAUGACGCUCUGUAUACUUUGUUUAUGGUAGACCCCGAUGCACCAUCACGUGCUGAGCCAAGUAACCGGGAAUUUUUACACUGGCUGGUUAUUAACAUUCCAGGCAAUAAAGUAGCGGAAGGUCAAACUGUUGCGGAAUAUAUUGGUUCUGGUCCACCAGACGGUACUGGCUUGCACCGUUAUGUUUUCUUAGUCUUCAAGCAGGCGGGCAAGAUUGAAAGUACAAAAUUCAUUCGGAAAACUCAUAUUCAAGCAAACAGUGGAGGUAGACGCAAAAUGGAUUCAAGUGGCAUAGUUCCCGACAUUAUUGACAUUAAGCCUAAAGGUUUACUGCAGGUUAAUUAUCCAAGUGGUGUUAAAGUAGAACUUGGCAAGGAACUGACCCCCACUCAGGUAAAGGAUCAACCCACUGUCAGUUGGGGGGCGGAAGAUGAUGCUUUGUAUACUUUGAUUAUGGUGGACCCAGAUGCACCCUCACGUGCCGAACCAACCCUUCGAGAAAUUUUACACUGGUUGGUUAUUAAUAUUCCAGGCAAUAAAGUAGCGGAAGGUCAAACUGUUGCGGAAUAUAUUGGCUCUGGUCCACCAGAGGGCAGUGGCUUACACCGUUAUGUUUUCUUAGUCUUCAAGCAGCCGGGCAAGAUUGAAAGUGCAAAAUUUAUACCAAAAACAUCUCGUGAAGGUCGUGUAAAGGUGACGACAAGAGAUUCCAUUGCAAAACAUAAUUUGGGUGAUCCGAUCGCUGGAAACUUUUAUCAGGCGCAAUAUGAUGAUUAUGUGCCGGUAUUAAGAGCACAACUUGUUAACUAAUUGCAAAAACAAAUAAUUAUAGAAGAUAUUUUAUGUAUUUUAUUUAUACGUACAUACGCAUGUGUCAAUAAAUAUAUAAAUAGUGAAAAA
Molecule: messenger RNA, 2472 nt
Organism: Bactrocera neohumeralis
Lineage: Eukaryota; Metazoa; Arthropoda; Insecta; Diptera; Tephritidae
Product: protein D3-like
Exons: 5
Coding region: 1378-2382 (334 amino acids)
Source: RefSeq, a predicted model, not a curated record